CGAAUGUUUUGAGGGAGUGACCGAGUCCAUACACACACCCACACGAUGAACAGACAGACUCAUACAUGCAGGCAGGCACACACCGCACGCGUUGUCCUGCACGUAGCCUUGACACAGCCACAUACACAGGCAAAGCCGUGAGCAUCGCAUCGAUGGUAAGGCAGCCAAGAGGGCAAUAGAAGACAACAAAGAGGGUCUGUACAACGAUUCAUCCAUUCCUCCCUCCCUCCCUCCCUUCAUUCGUUCCAUCGCUGUGGCUACAGAUAGAUAGUGCGGGCUGUCACAUAGAAUUGCAGUGUGUCGAGACGGGCAGAUAGGCGGACGUAUCAAGGCAUCACAAGACAGAGCACCAGGGAGCCGUGAGGGCCCUUCGGCAGCAGAAGAGCGACCACUCGCUCAUCCAUCCAUCCAUCCCAUCCAUGGCAGCUGCAUGGUUCGGUCGCCGGAUGACGUCGGAGCGAUGCUCUGUGCAGACAGAUGUCGUUCCAGCGUCAUCAGACAAGCCGCAUCAUGUAGCUGUGGUGGGACAGGAAGGCAGAUCUGUAGGGCGAGCACUGUGUAUAUGUCUGUAUGUAUCUACAUAUGUACAUAUGUACAUGUGUGUGUGUGAAUCCCUCUCGGUAUCGCUGUGUGCAUCCAUCCAUUCCUCCAUUCCUUCCAGCUGCAGUAGCUACAGAUACUGUCCGUCGUCAGGCCGAUAUCUGCACAUGACCCAUUCGCGCACACACAGACACACACACAUGCAACACCUACUCUUCGAUGUCUAUCGCUCGCUCUCACCUCUGACCUUUCUGGUGCGAUCAAUUGGCUUUGAGUUUCUUGAGCAGGAGGUUGCUCAUGUCGGUCAUGUGCUUGAAUGCCUGGGUCACCUCGUCCACCAGCUGCAGCAUCUCCUCGCUGCCGCCCCAGGCCACCACCAGCGACUCCCCGUGCCCCUCCAUGCCCCCCAGCACCGCCUCCUCCUCGGCCGACAGACCAGUGCUCGCCUCGAAGCCAUGACGGCCACUGGUGGCGUGGAACAUGCCACCACGAAGUCUGCAAGACAUGCAUGCAUCAACAGAUGUGCAUACACCGGGCACCAUGUCGAUGAAUACCCGCUUCUCCUCACCUGAGCAACAUGUGCAGAGACGCCUCCCGGGGGAUGUAGUAGUCUUUCAGCGUGCGGUCGUCCUCGAGCUGCUGGUUACCCCAGAUCAGGCGCUGCUGGUCGGCAGGGUUGCCCUCAAUGUGCUGCAGCUUGAGCUUGACGGCCCACACCGACUGGUCCGGCUCCACGUGCAUGGUGAUCGUCUUGCCUGCAUGAUACAAAGAACACACAGAUCUCUCGCAAUCAGUGCACACGUGGACAUCAGAACGCCUUGGCCUCACCACGGAACGUCCAGACGAAGAUCUGCAUCGUUCCACGCUCCUCCGCCACCUGUUUCUCCACCUCGAACAUCUUCUUGGCGGCUACCUGGGCCUCUUCCUUGAGCUCCUGCAGAUGGCGCUUCUGCUCGUCCAGCGGCUUGGUGGCGAGUGCAUUGAGGGCGUCGUAAUGGUUGCACUUGCUACUGUGGCCGAAAACAGACUCCUCCGCCGCGUGAAUGCCCUCCCACGCCUUGCACGGCUUGAUGAAAGCGCUGGCCAUGGUUGAAAGAGAGAAGCUCACUG
Vitrella brassicaformis is the source of this 1650-nucleotide messenger RNA. NCBI's taxonomy places the organism in Eukaryota, Vitrellaceae. The record is from the annotation of a GenBank genome assembly.